This is a messenger RNA of Salarias fasciatus (jewelled blenny), 2583 nucleotides long. It is a transcript of the gene mllt3, whose product is annotated as MLLT3 super elongation complex subunit. Lineage: Eukaryota; Metazoa; Chordata; Actinopteri; Blenniiformes; Blenniidae. Gene Ontology annotation, molecular function: chromatin binding. The record is from RefSeq and is a predicted model, not a curated record. Gene Ontology annotation, biological process: positive regulation of DNA-templated transcription. Gene Ontology annotation, cellular component: transcription elongation factor complex.
CGCCGGGCAGAGCAGAGUUCCCGCAGUCAGCAGCAGAGACCAUGUCAGCCGUGGCGGGCUGCCCGCGCUCCGCUCUCCUCCCGCCGCCUCCUCCAUGAGUCCUCAGUAACGCGGGGCCCGAACCAUGGCCGGCUCGGGCGCUGUCCAGGUGAAGCUGGAGCUGGGCCACCGGGCCCAGGUGAGGAAGAAGCCCACGGUGGAAGGCUUCACGCACGACUGGAUGGUGUUCGUGCGCGGCCCGGAGCACAGCAACAUCCAGCACUUUGUGGAGAAGGUGGUGUUCCACCUGCACGAGAGCUUCCCCAAGCCAAAACGAGUGUGUAAAGACCCACCCUACAAGGUGGGAUCUGGAUACGCAGGCUUCAUCCUGCCCAUCGAAGUUUACUUCAAGAACAAGGAGGAACCCAAGAAAGUUCGCUUCGACUACGACCUGUUCCUCCACCUGGAGGGUCACCCGCCCGUCAACCACCUCCGCUGUGAGAAGCUCACCUUCAACAACCCCACCGAGGAAUUCCGCAGGAAGCUCCUGAAAGCUGGAGGGCAGCGAGAUCCUCAGAAGCGAAGCUCGGAGGACUCAAAGGUGAUGGUGAUGCAGGAGGGCUCCACGUCUCUGUUCGGACAGCACCUCAAGCUGCCCACGCUCCCCAACAGCUCGCUCACCUCUUCUCCCCCAAAGAAGAGCAAGAGCGUCCACGGACCCAAGGUGAGGACGGCCGUUAGACCAGAGGAGCAGGAUGUCUCUAAAGGCGGCGGGACGACGCACCUCACCACCGUCACAACCACCAGCACCAACAGCAGCAGCUUCUCCAAACUCCACAAACCUUCCAAGGACCACAAAGAUAAGCUUCCAAAAGAUUUGAAAGAGUCCAAAAGUGCCUUCAGAGACCCUGGCUGGGAAUCCAGCAAAGCCCCCAAAGAGCCCUACAGGAAACCCAAAGAGAACCAGCCGCUCCGAGAGUCGGUCCCCAAGAUGGGCUUCAAGGAGCCCAAGUCUUUGUCCAAGGAGCAUCGGACUGAAGCGGCGACCCACGGGCCGAACAAGCGCCUGUCCGCCCCCGACAGCGACGACUACGUCAACAAGAAGCGCAAGAAGUGUUUCGUGGACUCGUUAGGGAAGCCUCUGCUGGAGUCGGACGGUCACCAGCUGGAUAAGAAACUCCUGAAGGACCGAUCGCACGUCCGGACCGGGAAACCGCGUCCCGACGGCGAGGAGGUGGACCGCAGGAAGGUCUCUACGCUUCAGCAGCUGGCGGAGCCCAACGACUCCGACCUGGAGGACCACUCCACCAAGUCAGACUCCGAACAGCCCAGUCCUGCCAGCUCCAGCUCCAGUUCAGGGUUCACCCCAACACACCAGAAACGACAAGUUCUGGGUCCGCUGCAGUCCGUCAUGCAGGAUCUGCAUUCGGAUGAAAACGACGACGACUCGGAGGACGAGGACGACAACGAGGUGGACUCUGAGGCGGACCGGGCUGCACACACACACCUCACACACCACCCCCGCAGGGUCAGUCUGAGUGACGGCAGUGAGAGCGACAGCUCCUCCCCCCCGCCCCCUCGCCCCGAGGCCCCGCCCCUGACCAAGACCACGACCAGCCAGAUCCUGGAGGUGAAGAGUCCCAGCAAGCAGGACAAGAGCAAGACCCUGGACUGUGACAAGGCCUACCUGGACGAGCUGGUGGAGCUCCACAAGCGGCUGAUGACGCUCCGAGAAGGCCACAUCCUGCAGCAGAUCGUGAACCUGAUCGAGGAGACGGGGCACUUCCACAUCAACACCACCUUUGACUUUGACCUCUCCCUGGACAGAAGUACGGUCCGGAAGCUGCAGAGCUACCUGGACGCGUCGGGCCUGUCCUGAAGCACCAGCACACUUUCCUCUGGAUGCAACUUGAACGCCUGACUGAGACUGGCCGCCGCCGCGGCCUCCGGUCCGUCAGGACAUUACCCAGAAGGCCUUGUAAACCUCACCCUGGUGAAGUGAGGGUGAGCAGUGGCGGCCGUCGUCGUCGCCACGCGGUUCCUCUUCUGUCCACAGCGAUGCCUUACGACACGUCAGUCUUAUUUAUUGAAGUCAAUUCGCAGGGUGCGUGCGCGCGCACGUGCACUCUCUAAAGAAAAGAAAGAUUUUGAAUGAAAAUGACAUUGAAGCGUCCUUCAGUUCGACGCUGCGGAGACCUGAUCCAUAAGUUUGAACCUCCGUCACGAACGAAGACACGCGACGCUCGUCUUAAUUUAAAGAGAUCCGUUAAUUUACUGUGAAAGGUGAGGCCUCGUGCACGCUCCCCGUGCACACGCUUUUUGUUUUCCGGUUAUCGUGGGCUGGAGUUAGAAAUGAAUGUUUUCUGUGCUCUUGUUUCUGUUUGAUCUUCUGCACGCUUCAUCCUUCAUGUCAACAGCAGCAGCUCUCCCAUAUUUACACACACACCACUUACACUACACACACAACACACACACACCACACACACACCACCCCCACGGUGCUGGAGGAUGGAGGACUCCCCGUCUGAAGCCGAGGCGACUGGAAGAAGCCAAAAGCUUCAGCUGGUUUCGGCCGCCGGUCCUGUUUGUGCCGGGACUCUGAUG